UGAUGUGAUUGAAAUAAGAUGUCAUCUACGUUUCUUCAGUGGCCAUGGUCUCGAUCGGAUGUAACGUCAUCCUGUCUGUGACGACUAUUGGGAUCUAAACCGUUAUCUGUGAACGUCUUUAUAAUUAUCAGAGAGCACAGAACAGCAGUAUUAAGUGUAACUCUGCAGCCGAGAAGUCGGCGAAAACACCUCACAAAUGGUUCCCGAUGAUUAGAUUUUAGAAAUAUAUCAUUUUGCAUAGAAGAAGAGAAAUCGAUUUAAGAAGAAGUAUUGCAAUGCAAUUUCAUGUUGACAGAGUGUCAUUGGUGGUUUGUAUAUUGGUCAUUGUGAACUGAUUGGGUCGUCCUCAAGGUAAUUUACUGCCUAAUCUGUGUCUUCUUACUUUGAUUGGUGGAAUGACGCGGUAAUCAGGACGGAUUGAACUGUUUACGUUAUAAAGCUACCGACUGCGGUUGACACAGAAAUAAUAGAAUGUGUAAAAUCUAAAUGAAGAAUAAUUAAACGCGUCCUACACGUAGACGUCAUCGGGCAGUGCAUUUAAUUAUCCAUUGAAGCACAGUCAGAUUGUUGUCACUCUUAUGGAGUAUAAAUUGACAGGGAGGUAAUAGAUGUCAUGCAGACGACGAACCGAAAAAGAUGUUAAUCCCUGAGACAAAACUCUCAUAAAACAGGAAUGUUGAUGGUUAUGAGAAACAUAUCGUUAAAACUAUAGUGGGAUUCACCGAUAUGGAUAUGACUUAUGUACCUAUCACCGGGAUUUGGCUUCGUGCAUUCACGCUGUGUUUGCUGUUGUUUAUUUCUACAGUGUCAUCAUGGACUACAUGUACAAAACCCAAAAAGGUAUAUAUUGUAAACGCCAAUGCAGACCAGCAGAGAGAAGGAACUACAAAAGCAGCAAUAGAAUGUUUUAAACGCAUGGAAACUGAAAUUCCGCCAAGUGAUGGUGUAUACUGCAAUACAACAUUCGGGGGAGGAAUGUGCUGGCCGUACGCACCUGCCAACUCCACCGUCAAUGUUGACUGUCCAGACUACAUUCAUGGAUUCGAUCUCCGAGGAAAGGCGCAGCGAUUUUGCACCAUUGAUGGAACAUGGGCCAUGCAUCCUACUCGUAAUAAGACAUUAACUAAUUACGACGGCUGCACAGACUACACCAAGGAGGACACGAAACUCGUACCAGUAUCGGCCUAUACCAGAACUCACGCCUACACAAUCAAGGUGUUGUAUGAGAUCGGGUAUGCCAUUUCUCUAUCGUCCUUGGUAUUGGCAGUUUUCCUCAUGCUGGUUUUCAGGAAGCUCCACUGUGACAGAAACACCAUACAUGUGAACCUGUUUGUGUCGUUCAUACUGAAAGCUAUCAUAUGCCUUGUAAAGGACCUGCAGUUCAUACCACAAGGUUACUCCGCUAUAGAAGACAACGAGAUCCAGUUUAUACCGAUAGGUCCGACAUGGCCCUGUAAGUUGGUCUACGCCAUAUUCCAUUAUAUGACCACGGCAAACUAUAUGUGGAUUCUCGUGGAGGGCCUCCACUUGCAUACACUCAUAUUCUUCGCCUUAUCACACAUGAAGAAACUGUUUAGACUCCAAAUUGUAUUUGGAUGGGUUGCUCCUUUUCCAUUCGUGUUAUGGUGGGUGAUCGUCCGAAUCCGCUAUGCAGAUAGCCUAUGUUGGAGCACUGACGAGCACGGUUAUCUGUGGAUAAUCCGGGGUCCCAUUGUUGUAUCCAUCUCAAUAAACUUGUUGUUUUUUAUAAACAUCAUCCGGGUCUUGUUUACAAAGCUUACAGCAACAAACAGAGCGGAUCCCAACAGAUACAGAAAGUUGGCAAGAUCGACACUGGUCCUUAUCCCGCUGUUCGGAGUCUACUACAUCGUCUUUGCUGCCGUUCCUGACUGUAUUAAUGACUACGCGUCGGUGGUCCUGAUGUACAUUGAAAUAUUCUGUAGCUCUUUCCAGGGCUUGAUUGUCGCUGUACUCUUCUGCUUUAUGAAUAACGAGGUACGUUCAGAGAUUGCCAAGGUCUGGAAACGACAUAUGCUUCGGCGACACAGCGCCAUAUCAUUCCGAUCAAACAGAACAAUUUCAACUGGUAGUUCGAUGUUUUUCCAAAGAGGAUCUCCAACCUCUACACGUCACAAUGAUACGAUCCGAGACAUGGACUCAUCUUUCUCCCCACCGCAUACAACAUCCACUCUUCUGCCAGUAACCAUGGAAAUUAAAAAUGGCGAUAUUUACUCCGUGGAUGCCAAUAACGAGAUCACAAUCACUGUGAAUGGAGCCCCCGUGAACACUGGAAUGUCCACUUCGGAAGAAAAUCUAAGUGAAACGAGUCGAAUGUUGUAAUUUUGAAGUAAUGAGUGCUGAUGUGGUUUUGAAUUUAAAAGGCCACUAUUCAUUGGUCCAAUGUACCGAAAUAGAGAGUAUAUUUUGGAAUAACGAGUAAGAUUUAUGUUUGUAAUAUUAUCAUAUUGAAUGGAGAAUUUUGUGAAAAAAAUUGUCUAUCAUACAUCUUUCAUUGGUUUAUUUCCUUAAU
Ylistrum balloti is the source of this 2530-nucleotide messenger RNA. Its product is annotated as glucagon-like peptide 1 receptor. The record is from RefSeq and is a predicted model, not a curated record. Gene Ontology annotation, molecular function: peptide hormone binding; G protein-coupled peptide receptor activity. Gene Ontology annotation, biological process: cell surface receptor signaling pathway; adenylate cyclase-modulating G protein-coupled receptor signaling pathway. Bases 727 to 2340 code for a protein of 537 amino acids. Lineage: Eukaryota; Metazoa; Mollusca; Bivalvia; Pectinida; Pectinidae. The transcript has 14 exons. Gene Ontology annotation, cellular component: plasma membrane.